GCGCGUCGCCCCUGGCGAUGGAGGGCUUGAAGGAGCAAAAUAGGGAUUUAAACAAUUCUACUUACUACUAGAGCCCUCCCAUAUGUAUAAGUUGUUGGUAAUUAACCCCAACUCCAGUGAAAAAGUUACAAAUGAUAUGAGAGACCUUCUCCCACAGGUCCCGGGGAUUCAAUACGAUUUUUACACCGCACCAGCAGCCGCCCCAUCGGAAAUCGAUGGUGAACACGCUGGUGAAGUGUCUGAAGCGGUGGUAUACCCGGAUUUGAUUAAGCGUAAAUUACUUGACUAUGACGGGUACUUGGUGUGUUGUUACUCCGACCAUCCGUUGGUUUAUAGUUUGACCCAAAGCACAAACAAGCCAAUUUUAGGAAUUAUGCUUGGAUCAUUGAUCUAUUCGGUGCUGAAUCCCCGAUUCUCCAAACUGAUGAUUCUCACAAGUACCAGUAGCUGGAACAAUACUCUUGACAAGUCCAUCCUAAAGUUUUUCAAAUCACAUUCGUUUCCCCAGUCUAUGGCUAGAACCAAAAGUUUUGAUAUUAAUGUCGUGAAUUUAAAUAACCCCGUAGUGUAUGGGGAAAUUGUGAAAAAGGUCCAGCUUUACUUGGAUGAGGAGCCCCAAGUAAACUGUGUAUUGUUGGGAUGUGCUGGUAUGGUGGGUCUUGAUUCUAAGCUCGCAAAGACGUUUCCGGAUGUGAGGUUUAUCGAUAGCGUAAGAGUCAGUGCCGAAAUAUUGGCGUCGCUUGUUCGAUUUGAAACUUCCUGAGACUAGAACCCGGUAAGAAUGAAAUGCCAGUGAAAAUACCAAUUCAAAGGUUGAGGUUCCAAAGCUUGUGUUUAAUUUGUUCUGUGUUUGAAGGGGUGAGAGGAGCUCUCAAUUAUAAGUAGUUGAAAAAUGCAGCAUAGGAAUUCAACGAAAUAUACAUGUUUAAUGCAUAGCUAUUCUUUGGUGUGAUAAUAUGUAUAUAUAUAUAAACAAAGUUAACC
This is a messenger RNA of Yamadazyma tenuis ATCC 10573, 984 nucleotides long. It is a transcript of the gene DCG1, whose product is annotated as Dcg1p. The record is from RefSeq and is a predicted model, not a curated record. NCBI's taxonomy places the organism in Eukaryota, Fungi, Ascomycota, Pichiomycetes, Serinales, Debaryomycetaceae.